This is a messenger RNA of Anopheles coluzzii, 4465 nucleotides long. RefSeq lists its product as uncharacterized. The transcript has 3 exons. Gene Ontology annotation, molecular function: zinc ion binding. Lineage: Eukaryota; Metazoa; Arthropoda; Insecta; Diptera; Culicidae. The record is from RefSeq and is a predicted model, not a curated record. Gene Ontology annotation, cellular component: nucleus. Bases 1233 to 3041 code for a protein of 602 amino acids.
UUGGUAACGAGACACGGGGCUUCAAUGUUGGCCAGACGGUGGCGGUAGAGGAGGACCCCAGCAAAGCAGUACCAGCCAGCGAGCCAGCCAGCAGCAGUGUAGUGUAGCGCCCGUGCUGUCUAGCUGCAAAGUGCGCGCAUGUUUGUGUAUGUGCGCGUGUGUAUGUGUGUUUGUGCGUGUGUCUCUAUCACAUACGGCGUGUGUACGCGAGCGAAAACGCGAUAGAACGCCAAUAGACUGGUGGUGUCCAGUGUUGCGUUGGUUGCAAAAACAAUCGAAGCCGCGGGUUCCAAAGGGACGCGUCCCAUAAAAAAAACAGUGAGUUCUCUCGACACAGGACCGUGGUGAAUGAAUGGUGUAACACUUCACAAUCGUAGCUCUGGACGUUUAGCAGGGUGGUUCCGAACUGUGUUGACGGGGCGAGCGAAUGUUUGACGACCGUGUGAAAGCACCAUCGCCCCAAGCCGCCCUCCAUCGCGUGCAGCCCAGCGCUUGGCAGGAAAGGAAGGAAAGUGUCGCAAGAACGGCAUGAGGAACGGCCGCAGCAAGGAAAACAACACAGCACAGUAAGCGUCGGCAGGAGACCGCGGGAAAGAGCAGGGGCGGCGACGAACGUAUGGAAAAAGCGAAAGCGCUUCUUUGCAGCAGCAGCAGCGAGGGCAGCCACACACAAAAAAGCGAAAGAGAGAGAGAGUGAGAAGGAAAACAGCGCAAAUCUCUGCAACGGGUGCGUGAGCGAGAGCGCAAUACAGGGACGCGAGCGUGUGCCGAAGCGGGCCAGCGUAGCGAGAAGACAAGGACGGAGCGAUCGCAGCCUACUCAUUCCAUCAACGAUCCGUCAAAAGCCGUCGGAAGGUUGCCUGUCUAUAUAGUUGUUGGUUGUUGGUUGGAUUCCGUCGUGUAAAUACUGCAACACUGCUUCACAGUAAUAACAGAAAAAGAAUCACGACUCGGGCACGACGCUCCGCGUAAGCUGGGACACGGAGCAGUACCUUCCGGAAAGCUAUUGCUAACAUUCUCCCAACGGCGGGGACGCACGGUUGUGGUGCAGUGGUCUGCGUCCGACCGCAGCAGUAGCCCGUCCUCUCAGUGUCAACAGGACAGUGGAAAAGGACAGCUGGCGGAGACCAAGGGAGCAUUAGUACGGCCGUUAGCUAGCCGCUGCAGCUAGUUUGUCCCCGAAUAUCACCCUUGCCCUGUCCAGCGAUAGCGCCGGCCGCGCGUUUGCCGAGAUGGAGAUGGACACGAUACAGACACAGAUUCAAACGGAGCUUCCCUUCUGUCGGUUGUGCUUUUCACAGGCCUGCGAUCUGUACGAACUCUUCCCGGGCGCAGGAAACGACAAUGAAUCUCUGCUGCUGAAAAUACUCGAGCUGGUAAACGUAGCGAUAAGCUUCGACGAGGACCUGAACUCGUACAUCUGUGGCAAAUGCGUAACCACGGUGGAGGACUUCUUCGAGUACAAGGAGAAGGUGAAGGAGAACGAUCUGCUGCUGCGCGAGAAGCGCAAAUCGGUCGACCAUGCGACGGCGAUCUACAACGUGGUCAGCAUGCAGCCGGAUGCAACCAACAGUAGCGCCUCGAACGGAGCGACCGGGACGGGCGGCGGCUCCGACCUGGGAGCGGGCGGUAUCGAUGAACCGCACGUCGGGCUCGAUCAGCGCAUCUCGAUCGACGGUGGCCCACCGCUGAACGGCAACAUUAUCGAGUUCAAGAAGCAGCUGUUUACCGCCUCUCCGUCCCAGCUCGGCAUUUGGCUGUGCGUGGCAUCCGGCAGUGACAUCCAGUGUCCGGCUGCGAUCGAGGUGGACGAUAACAUACAGGUGGUGGCGGAGAUUGGACAGCACAAUCAUGGGCUGCCCGUGUCCGUGCCGGAAAAUCCGCCCGAGACGCCACCGAUCAAGCAGCAGCAGCAGCAACACCAGCAGCAGGUACCGCAUCAGCAGCCACAGUCUCACCACCAUCCGCAUCACGCGCAGGAGCAGCAGCAGCAGCAACAGCAGCAGCAGCAUCACCACCACCAGCAGCAGCACGAGGAGGACACCAUCGUGGUGACGUCGGACGGUACGCCCGCCAUCUUAGCAACGCCCGGCACGCCCGUCGUAGCCAACAGCUCGGGGCGCGGUGGUGCCGGUGCAGCGGGCAAAGCUUCGUCGACCUCGUCGUCCUCGUCGAAGAAGAAGAAGGCGCGCGACCAACCGUCCAAGCGCAAGGUCUCGAACGACACGCUCGUCGGCGACGGUUGGCUAACGGACGUGACGACGUUCAAGCGCAACCACUACCAGCUCGUCACGAAGGACGGCUACCAGACGUUCCUCAUCUACAACGGCUACCGCUUCCGGACGCAGCAGAAGAUACGCAACGGCAUCGCGGCGUGGAAGUGUGCGUGGAACGGGCGCAAGGGCUGCCAGGCGAUACUGCACAUCACCGAGGACUACCAGAAGGUGCGGGAGGUCGGUUCGCCCCACAACCACGAGCCGUCGCUGCGUGACCGGAUCAUCUCGAACAAGCCGACCAACGGCAACACGUCCGACCAGAGCCUCAUCAUGCAAUCGGACGGGGAGGAGCUGGGCGAGAUGCACAAAAUGGCCGCCACCACGAGCGGAGGGCCGGCCGGCACGAUCACCGGCGAAGCGAUAACGCUGGACGGUGGGGCCACCGUCGUGGCCAUCACCACAACCGGCGCGAACGCUUCGGUCAACAAAAGCAGCACCUCGACGGCGUCGGCCGCCACCCUAGACCUUACCUCGGAGAUGGAUUUCGUGCAGCAGAGCAGCAACAGUGGCAGCGAGUUGAUCACCACCACCACCACCACCAGCACGCCCGGUGGAUCGGCCUCCUCGGCGGCGGAUCCGCAGGGCUCGUCCGCGCAGCACCAUCAGCAGCAGCAGCACCACCACCAUCACCACCAUAACCAUCCGCAUCAUACGCAUGAGGUCGGUGUUGGGGACGAAGUGGUCGGCAAGGACGAUACGACCAUGUCGAUGGAUAUAGAGGAAAUCAUUCGCCCGCACGUGGUGCUGCAUCCGAGCAGCGAGUAAACCGAGCCGAGUGGGCACCCUCCCCCCCGUACACCCGACGAGGGGACGAGGACGAGCUGCUCGAGCGUCCGUCACGCCAUUCACCACUACCACCACCUCCGCAAAAUCCAUUUUCCUAUGCCCCAAUCCCCAUCACUCGAUCACACGCGAACACCGCGGGGCGCGCUUUACUGAACGCCGCCCCGCGUUGAAGGGAGAGUCCAUUUUUGCGGUCACAGCACUGUUGAAAUGGUGCUCCCCCGCGGUGAUGGAUGAUCGCAGCGAGCGAGAUCCUACCGGAAGGUGGACUUACUCCAGUUGCUGCUAGCUCUAGCUUAUCACAGUGCGCAUCAAUGGAUGCUACGAACCGGUAACUACCGAACGAUUGGCGGUAGAUGAUGGUGGUACAUAUUUUGGUGAAAAAAAUUGUAAAAAAAAAAUAACCCGCGCACUAGCAAUAGGGUCUGAGAGACAGAAAGCGAGAGUAAGAGAGAGAGAGAGAGAGAGAGAGAGAGAGAGAGAGAGAGAGAGAGAGAGAGAGAGAGAGAGAGGGCUAGAAUCGAAUGGUAACGGGGGUUGUUAGCUUUUUCUUUUGACAAAACUGGUCUUGAUCGAUGGUGGCCAGGGGUGAGAGCACAUUGCGCUACUAUUAUGUAACAUUUGUUCGUUUUAUUUGCAUAAGUACACACAUAUAUAUGUCACCCUCCUUCUCCACUCCCUCCCUGUGUCAUUCUCCCGCAACCCCGCCCCCACCAUUCCCCAUUGGUUCUCGCGUACACACGAUACAUAAAAUUAAGUAAAGCGUAGUGGAAUGGAAAACCGGUGCCGUUCUUACAACUCCCCCCUUCCCUCUCCCCCUCGCGGGUGUGGGUGGGUGCAGGAUUUUGCAAAUACAAUUUCACUUGCAGCCAGGGAAGGGGGGGGGGGGGGGGGGGGCAGAUUUUAAAUAUAGCAGGAUGAUUGUGAAAACAAGCCUAGGUUACGGAUUCGCUGUCGAUUUUUCGCCCCCCCCCCCUCUCCCUUUUUCGUGACCCUUUUUUUAAUUUGUAUGGUUUACUGUUGUUUUAAGGACGGAGGACAGUUUGCGAUUUUAGCCCCGAUUAUUAUGUGUCAAGUUCUUCACCCCUCCUUCCCGCAAUCCUUCUUAUUUCUCUUAGACCGUAAGUGCAAAAAUUGUCAUAGGUAGGUGUUAAGGAGAAUGAAGAAAUAUAUACAUAUAGUUAUAUAUAUUAUAUACAUAAAUACAAAACACACAAAUAUACAGAUAAGGAUUGAUUGUAGCCUUCCCUCCACAAAAAGCCAAACGCCAAACGACGAUGCGGUACGGGGACAGCUGUGUAUGCAGGGUAUGCUCAGCCUGCCCCUCGUCCCAGCUCGAGCCACCACUAUCUGCUGCCGCUCCCGGUCCAUUAUUAACACAAUAAAUCGGUCAAAUCAAUCGGUCA